Molecule: messenger RNA, 659 nt
Organism: Bombyx mandarina (wild silkworm)
Lineage: Eukaryota; Metazoa; Arthropoda; Insecta; Lepidoptera; Bombycidae
Product: dynein light chain Tctex-type protein 2B
Biological process (GO): microtubule-based movement
Cellular component (GO): cytoplasmic dynein complex; cytoplasm
Molecular function (GO): dynein intermediate chain binding
Source: RefSeq, a predicted model, not a curated record
GAAGCAGUAAUGCAUUUCGAUUUAUUCAAGAAAUUAUUGAUGCAUCAUGGCCGAUGAUGAGAAUGUUGUUGAAGAAGAGGCAGAAACACCUGCAGCUACAGAAAGUGAGUCAGCGAUAACCCCUACUGAACUGGACAAACCAUUGGCUCCACCUAAAUAUGAAGUGCGCCCUUCUUUGGGCGAAAAAUUUCAGUCUCAAAAUGUUCGCGAGAUCAUCGUAACGACAAUGCAGGAACAGUUGAUGGGUAGAAAGUAUAGGUCGGAUCAAGCGCCGCGAUGGACAGAGGAAAUCGCUAACAGAGUUCGACAAAGAGUUCAGGACUUGGAUAUGAAAAGGUACAAAAUUUUGGUACAAUGUAUCAUGAUAGAAAUGAAAGGCGCCGGGGUGAAAUGCGCACAGCGGUGCAUGUGGGAUCCGGAAACGGAUGACUAUGUCGGCGAUUUAUUCAGAAAUGAAACUAUAUAUUGUUACACUGUUGCGUACGGCAUAUAUAUGUAUUAAAUAGAUUUAAAAAAAAGAAAAUUAUAUUAUAUAUCGAACGAUGAAUAGCUAUUUGGUUUUAGCGAAAUUUUUGCAACUUUACAGGAGAGCCAUUUAUAGUAUAAUUUGGAAAAAAUAUCAUAACAAAAAACUUCAGCUAUUUAUUUGAACUAGAGGU